This is a messenger RNA of Hydra vulgaris (swiftwater hydra), 583 nucleotides long. NCBI's taxonomy places the organism in Eukaryota, Metazoa, Cnidaria, Hydrozoa, Anthoathecata, Hydridae. The record is from RefSeq and is a predicted model, not a curated record.
GAACGGUAACACCAUGGAGUUUAUGGAGUAUAUGCUCUGCUACUUGCAACAAUCUUCGUAAUCAUCCUGUUCAAUACAGAAAUCGAAGUUGUAUCGGAAAGUCGAUUUGGGAUGUUCGCCUCAGUUGUAGUUCUGAUUCCAAAUAUACGGAAUCUACUCCUUGUAACCAAAAUGUUGGUUGUCCUGGUGUUUAUUUAAAUUGGGAAAAGUGGAGUGAUUGCUUACGAACAUGUACACCAAAUCGAAAUUUAGCUCCUAUUCAACGUAGGAGUAGGACUUGUGUAGGAGAUACAUUAGGAGUUGGUUGUGAUGGUCCCAGUUAUGAAGUUUUGGCUUGUAAUUUUGAAAUAUAUUGUCCAGAAACUAGAGUUUGUAAAGUUUGGGAUUAUUAUGGUUCAUCCAUUGGAACAAAUGAUGCUGGUAAUCAAUGUUUACGAGUUUGCUUAACUGUAUUGGUAAUAUUACGUAUGCACAUUUUUAGUUAGUAACAACUUGAUGUUUCAUAUUUAUUAUUGCACAUAUUUAGACUGUAAUGAACUGAGUUUUCUUUAAUGCUGUUAUUUUAAUAAACAUUGUUUUGAAA